GUGUGUGUGCGGGCAUUCGUGCGUACAUGUUUGUGUGUGUGUGUGUGUGUGUGUGAAUGUUAUUUGCAUAACAUUCCGUAACAGUUGUGGUUGUGUACCGCCAGUGUGUGUGUGGUUGAGUGUGUGAGUGUUUGUGGGAUUUAAAUGAGUGAGUGUGUGUGAUGAGGGCCUUCUUCCUCUUCUGGUCCCCACUCUGAAAGAGAACUUAGAGCUGUGAUGAUGUCUGGUGAAAUCAUCUACUCCGAUGUUACAUUCACUCGGCAUCAGAACCAAGAUACUGGAGCAGAAAGUGAAGUUUCUAAUGGAGUAGCCGGACGUGAAGAGGAUGUCACAUACUCUGAGGUUAAAAGACCAGGAGGUAGAGCUAGUGAGCAGGAGGAUCCUGGGAAAGGAAGGGACCCUGGCAAUAGUGACCCCACUCCCCCAGUGGGGUCAAAGGCUACAAUCCCUAAUGGAGGGUCUGGAAGAGUUCCCGUGGCGACCCUGGUGUGUCUCUGUGUUCUACUGCUCGGCUUGGCUAUCACUCUGGGAGUCCUCUAUGCUUCCAACAUGACUAGUCUUCAAGCUGAGGGGGCUCGCUUUGCCCAGAUGAAAGGGAAUCUAACAGGGAAACUGCGUGAACUGCAAGACAGCUAUAAGAGACUACAGAAUGAGACCCACAUCAUAACAGUCCAGGAAGAGAUGUUCUCCUCAGGUCUUCGAGACUGUGAGGCCAACCUAACUAGGGUCAAAGAUCUCCUGGCAACCAUCCAAGGGAAUCAGAAGGAAUGUAAUGCUGAUACAAAAUCAUGUUCUCCUGGCUGGGAGUUCUACAAUGGAUCAUGCUACUACUUCUCUAAAGACAAACUGACCUGGGAACAGAGUCAGUAUGCCUGCAUCCAUGAUGGAGGACACCUGGUCAUUGUAGAGAGUCAGCAGGAGCAGGAGUUUAUAAUCGAAAGAUUUGUGAGAAGCACUGAUUUUGGUAACAGCCCCUGGAUUGGACUGACAGACAAGAAGCAAGAGGGAGUGUGGGUCUGGAUGGACAAUACAACUCUUGAUGACAGCAUCAACUGAUGUGUGGUGAGAGUUCUGACACAGAAAUGGUUGUCUUGCAUCAUCCAGGUGGGUGCAACACAUUGCUGGUGGAUGAGGUGAGUUUCCCCCUACUAUGUAAAGCGCUUUGAGUACCUCAGUUGGUAGAAAAGCACUAAAUGAACACAAAACAUAACAUAAAAUAUACUGUUAUACUGUUAGUAUGUUAACAAUGUCAGUGUAAACAAACAAUGUACAUGAAUGAAUUCCCCUAGCAACAUUCCUCAGCUGUAUACCACAAGUGGCAGGGUGGCCGUUUUGUGGUAGUGUCAAUUACAGACUGCAGCUUUAAAUGGUCCCUGAUUUACCAUGUCCUGCAAUCCCACUUUAGUACCAUUUACUAAUAAUCAUAUGCCCUGUUUAAUCAAUUAAGGAUAAAACACACAAACACAAACUUUCAUAAUUUAUAUUAUUGUCUUAUUCCUUUUAUCCAUCAAAGGUUUAGUAAAUCAGGUAAUUAGUGUUCAUACACAAACACACUCACUCAGUACUUACAGAGUAACACACAGAUCAAGGUGGGCUCCAUUCUGUCCUGACGAUGAUCUCUGAACUACAGUUCUUCUGACAAACCCCUCUACUUUACUACGGGAAUAAAUAUCACUGAUUUACAAAAAUAUUGGAACAAAGUUGUCUAAUGAAGCCAAACAAUUUAGAAUCCUCCAAUCCUGUAGCCUACUCCCGACCGUCACGUUGUUCCACACCUUCCGAACGGAAACCCAGAGGGUUUAAAUUGUAUUUUUCUCUGAAUAGAAACACCAUAAUAUUAAUCAAAUGAAUUAAGCCACAUUUCUUAAAAUCAAUCCCAUAUACUAUAUUAUUACAAAUAAGGUUUUAAAUUCUCCGGUAAUGCCAAUAUGGAAUACUAUCAAAUGCUUCUCAAAGAUGCCCUCUGGUGGUCAAACUAGUGUAACCGGUGUGAAAUUGCUAGCCAGUUAGCGGGGUGCGCGCUAAUAGUGCUUCAAUCAGUGACCUCAUUCGCUCUGAGACCUUGAACUAGUUGUUUCUUUUGUGGAGAGAUGGGUAACGAUGCUUCGAUGCUUCGUUGGAGGAAGUUGUUGAUGUGUGCAGAGCGUCCCUGGUUCAAGCCCAGCGAGGAGAGGGAAGGAAGCUACACUGUUACAUUAGCAUUAAUUAACAGAUAAAAUGGCUGACAAAUAGUCAACGUUCCACAGAAUGCUGCAGCAACCCGCAAGGUGUGCCGUAGUAUGACACAACCUUUAAAGGAGGAACCACUAUAUCUAUCUCUGGCUAUACCAGACAAAGCCAUGGCAAAUUGGUUUUCCAGAACUGCAGCCACAUAUUUGAGCUAUUUUCCACAGGUCAAACGCUUUUGCUUUUAGCCAUAAUUGACUGCCAAAUCUCUGUAGUUCCUCCACAUAAGCAGCUGGAAGUGACAGAUACGUUUUAUAGUUAUAUUUGUAAACAUGAAUUGUCUGCGUAUUAAUAAUUAGACAUACAGUAUGUAUAAAAAGAAUAAACAUUAUUACAUACUAGGUAGGUUGUUGCUUGAUUGAUUUAUUCAUUGAAUGAUUGGUUUAUGUAUUUACUUAUUGAUUGGUCAAUUUGAUUGAUUGGAUGGGUUUCCCAUUUUCAAUUCAGCUGUUUUGUUUACACAUUUCCAGCAUGUACAGUGCUACUGUAUUCAUCUGCAUGUUUUCACAUUCAUUUACAGAAAAUAAGACAGUAUGCAAAACGCUCUACCGCUAAAGGGGAAAUCUGCUGUUCAAAUAAUAAUAAUGCGGGCACCCUGCCGCCAUUUUGUUUUUACAAUUGCAAUGUUUACAAACAAUGGAGUUAAACAAGCAUAUGUUGUAUUCUACAUGAAUCAAUAGUUAUAUACCACUCAUUUAAAAGUAUGUAGCAAUCGCAAAUUGCCACUUCAAAUAUGGAUGAAAUUAGACCAAAACAAAAUAAACAAUAAAUUACCAUAAUUAUCUCUUCUUUGUAACUUCCCCUGUGUUUGCUGUUCAGUAUCUGAGUCUAUGGGUCAAGUCUUAGUCAAUGUAACAUCAGGGGUCUUUGAGAGGGAUGCAGGGGUAGUUUAGUAGGGUAGUUUAUCUCCUUUUGUGCAGUACACCGUGUCUGGUUUCUUUAGAUUAUUCCCUUUGCCCACUGGGUGGCGCUGUGCUGCAGUUUGUAUCUGUAGGGUGCUGUAGAAUGUCUCUGCCUGUGGGGGGGACUGUGGUUCUAUCCUCUCUUCUGGUGAAGUGUACUCCUUGUCCCCUGGAUGCCCCUCUUCUCCUUCUGCUGAUGCUGGUACUGCUCCUGGUCUGCCUGCAGUAACGUAGAUGGAUGUCACCUCAGAUCCAGGGGUGUUCUGUGGUUCUGGUCUUCCUGGUAUAGCGUUCACUGGGUUUUCAACUUCUGGAACAACGGCCUGUUAGGAGAUGGGUAAUCAUAACAAGCAAAUGGUCAUUAUUUAAAAUGUUUAAAAUUCUAAGAGUCUAAAAGUUUGGGCGGUGGGGGAAUUGCUUUAACAUGGUCAUAACAUGCAUCAUUUACAGGAGCUAUUUGAUUUGGAUUUUUAGGACCCGUUUAGGUAUCAAAAACAAAUAUUUAUACAUGUUAUGAUAAAUUAUUGAAUUUGGUCUUUAGUCCCAAUUCCCAUAGAAACGCAUUGAAAAGCACAUUCAUAAACAGGAGUAAGGUUUUGAAGUGACUGUCAUUUAUCUAGGAGAUACAAGAGAUCUUGUACACAUUUCACUCCUUUUUUUGGGGUAGGCACAAAUUGAGAUGCAGCCUGUGCAACAAAAAAAAACAUAUCUCUAGCUUUGACAGAUUUUGAUGUGGAUAUUAUUAUUAUGUUACUUACUUUUAUGCACCGGUAUGUCAAUAGACUCUACGGUUGUUUACACAGAUUAAUGAUGUAGAGGGAACCUUCAGUGACAGUUUUUCUUUAGGGGAUCGGUGUCUUCUGGUUGAUAUGAUGCAUCCUACACCAACUAAGAAUAAUCCACCAGUAACAAUGCCCACAAUGAUGCCAACUAGUGAUGCUGCAGCGAUCCCCUUCUUCUCACCAAUACCUGAGAUGUCACACCCAUACAUAUAACACACAUAUACACACAAAAACAGCAUUAUCCACAUUUUUGCUGGAGAAGAAUAUAACUGCAAUGAUAAAACUUAGUUGAUUUAAAAAAAAUAAUGAUAGAGGAAUUCACAGAAAGCGGAAGUUAGUAAAUUAGACUGACAAUGAGACACCAUGCGUUGUGAUUUGGUCUCUGCAUUGAUGUGAUUGUUGACAAUACACUGGAUAAAUCCAUUACAACUGGAGACGGUGACCUCACAGAGUGACAGAGAAUCUUGGUACAGUGUGUACUGACCUCAUCACAGACAGAGAAUAUCCAGCUUGAACAAUUCAGUGUGAUGUUACAAAGUCCUGUACUUGUAGUAUUUUAUUUAGCUUUUAUUUAACUAGGCAAGUCAGUUAA
Oncorhynchus tshawytscha (Chinook salmon) is the source of this 4502-nucleotide messenger RNA. Its product is annotated as asialoglycoprotein receptor 1. NCBI's taxonomy places the organism in Eukaryota, Metazoa, Chordata, Actinopteri, Salmoniformes, Salmonidae. The transcript has 9 exons. The record is from RefSeq and is a predicted model, not a curated record. Bases 217 to 1056 code for a protein of 279 amino acids.